GUACAACAUAAGUUUACUUAAGACUCUUUGCCCCUCUCUGUUCCAAUAUUCUUGGGAAGGAAAAUGGCUACCGGAGAAGUUGGACCAUGGGGAGGUCACUGUGCAGGACCCUGGACAUUCAAACCCGAUGGUAGGAUUAUAGAGAUCUGGAUCGCUAGUGGAAACUAUAUAGAUUCCAUCAGGUUCGUUUAUGAGGAUCAGCACCUAGUCAAACACCAUUCUCCUAAAUAUGGUGGCGAUGGCGGCACUGAACAAAAGAUUGCCUUUGAUGAAGAUGAGGAGCUCAACCAGAUGAGCGGAACAACUGGAGACUUUGUUGCGUCCCUGUCUUUUCGUACCAACAAAAGGAGCUUGGGGCCAUACGGCAGGACAGAUGAAGGGACUAGUUUCUCUCUGCCGGUGGCUAAGGGUAAGUUUGUCGGGUUCUUCGGGGAAUGUGGGUAUUACCUCGACUCUAUUGGUGCCAUUCUUCAAUUCUAGUAAUGAUGCUGGCAAAUGUUAUAUAUGACGGCAUGCAUGCAUGCUGAUGGAAGCCGUAUGCUUCUCUGAAUAAGGAGCUUGAGAGAAAGCUAUACCAAAUCUUUGUGUAAUAUCUAGCUACUACGGAAGAAACUCAUGUGAGUUUUUCUAUUUUAAUGUCAUGUUGUGUGUACGUAAUAAUAUAUGAAUAAAAACUGUUUAGUU
Molecule: messenger RNA, 684 nt
Organism: Cynara cardunculus var. scolymus (artichoke)
Lineage: Eukaryota; Viridiplantae; Streptophyta; Magnoliopsida; Asterales; Asteraceae
Product: horcolin-like
Exons: 3
Coding region: 64-480 (138 amino acids)
Molecular function (GO): carbohydrate binding
Source: RefSeq, a predicted model, not a curated record